AUGAUUCCGGAGCCAGAGGGGUCUCGAUCCCAGGGGACUAAUAUCUCAUUAGGGUAUACAAGCCAGCCAAAAAAUGUCACAAGGCAUCCCGCAGCAGCCACCCCCAGCCAAUAUUCUGCAGAUGCACUUGAUAACCGAAGCGACUUUUCCGAUUCAUGGAAAUCGUUCCAGCAUUCUGAUAUAUCGACUGAUGGCGGCAGCAGGAAGCCCCAUCGCCGUCAGCAUGCAGGAGAAUGGCAUAGCGACGAUGAAAUAUCCUCGUCAUACCGAACCGCGCAUAAAUCGAAAUAUUGGCCACCAACCCUCGAUGAAUUCCUCAGACAAGAAUCUCACGACGACAAACCGACCCGAAAAUCAAAACAUGAGAAUGCCCCUGAACAAGUUCCUCGCCAAGGUGGAUCAACCCGUCGACAAAAGACUGUGGCUACGGAGGAGUUUUACACCUAUAUACCGGAGUCGGGCAAGAGGGAAAGCUCCCCUCGGAAAGAAAGACGUCGCAGCAACAGCUCACUGCCUCGUUUGGAACGGGCUAAAUUGGAUACGUGCACCCACCGAUAUCUCGAUCCGACAGAUAGAUCCAAUUCCGAUCCAACGCAAAAUUUACCAGCUGUCUCGUCUGGGGCGACAUAUGAUGGGACUGUUGCUCAACAACCUGUCUUUCCUCCGAUAACUUUUAGCCAGAGUGGCCAGGACUACAACCCCGAGGGGUGGGAAUAUGUAUCCCCUGCUCCUUGCUACGAGUGCAAUGGCCAUGAUGCUCCAUGGUCAGCGCCCUCCUAUCUGCCCGCGAUGGACAUUCCGCCACAGCUUCCAUACAUCGGGUACCAAGAGAAUAUGCUGCAGCUUGGACCAGGGUCUAACUCUGCUCUUGCUGGACAAGAGACUGUGAGCCGCAACGCUGUCAUUCCCAAGAGACAAGUCUCUCCACGACGCCGUUGUGAGGAAGCUCCGGCUUCGUUGGCCCCCUGCCCAAGAUCUAUCGCUAUCGCCGAUUACGGUGACUGGUCCACCAUCAUGGGAUUGACUCAUUUGAACAUCUGUCCAUCCUGUACACAGCAAAUAGAACAGACGCGAUUUGAGAGCCUCAUUAUUGCUGCACCUGUCCAACCUCUGGGCCUGCCCAUCCGGUGCUCCCUCAGCCAACCUUGGGCACGCCUAGCAUGGGUACAAACGAUGAAACUUGGCUUAAACCAUCUUGAACUAUUGUACCAGCUCACCCGCCCGUCAUCGAUCUACAAGCACUGUCCUGGCCGUACGCUAUCAAACCAGACAUGGUACCGAAUCACCGAUCCAGAGACAGGCAGGCUAAUGCCAAAUUUCAACGCAUGCGCUUCAUGCUUUCGCAAUGUCAGGAUUUUGAUGCCAUCCCUCCGUGAUUCGUUUCAACCUAGUUCGACUGCACAGGAACGAACCUGCGAUCUCCGAUGCGGUAGCACUCGCUUCAUCCAAUAUCUCGACCUCCUCGAUGUUGCAGCCACUCGUCAUCGACACGACUCGGGACACAAGCCUGACCUCAGAGACUUCAUCCGAUACGCCAAACGCAAGAACCGCAUAUACGAUUGCCCCCGCGACCAUCUUGUGGUAGGGCCCUGGCAUGUCAUUGAUGAACUGCCAGAGUUUACCGUCUGUGAAGACUGCUACGAUGAUGUAGUCUGGCCUUUUGGAAACAGCCCUGUCGCUUCGCUGGUUUCUCGAACUGUUCAAAUGACCCCAGACAAGAAAGCCCAAGCAACACGUCAAGCAUCUUGUCAGCUAUAUAGCCCACGUAUGAGGAUGAUGUUCCGCGAAGCGGUUAGGCGAUCAGACUUUGGGUACCUGAGGGCUGCGGUGGUGGCACGAUAUCAAGCUGAGACUGCUUUCCGCGAAAACAAGAAAUUGCUACUGGAAGAUGUUUCAAUGUGGUAUGACCGUGAUGCUGAAUUAAGGAAGAACGCAGCGGAGUGGAAGCGAUGGGAGUGA
Molecule: messenger RNA, 1959 nt
Organism: Arthroderma uncinatum
Lineage: Eukaryota; Fungi; Ascomycota; Eurotiomycetes; Onygenales; Arthrodermataceae
Exons: 1
Coding region: 1-1959 (652 amino acids)
Source: RefSeq, a predicted model, not a curated record